This is a messenger RNA of Hydatigera taeniaeformis, 432 nucleotides long. NCBI's taxonomy places the organism in Eukaryota, Metazoa, Platyhelminthes, Cestoda, Cyclophyllidea, Taeniidae. The record is from the annotation of a GenBank genome assembly.
AUGAGCCGCGGACGUGUCGCAUUCUUUCUCUUCCUCAUUGCCCUUCUGACGGCGGCUCUUAGCGUAAAGGCUCUCAAGUGUUAUCAGUGUGAGUCUCUUAAGCAGAAGGGAUGCUACCCUUUGGAUACGAAAUUGAUCAAACCGACAGAAUGCCCUUUGGGCUCUCAAGUUUGCACCAUUCUUAGACAAGAAGCCCAAUUCAAGCAAGUCUACGGUGAAGAGCAGGAACCCAAAGUUCGCUACCUUCGUGGAUGCUCUAGCGAGGAGUCAAAGGGCUCCUACUACUGCGUGGAGCGCGCUGGCACCGGAAGCAAUACCAAGAAUAAGUACUGCACCUGCGAUUCGGAUGCCUGCAAUCCAGCUGUUAAAAAUGCAGUAUUGCGUGGUGGACUAACUGUCCUGAUGCUUCUACUUAUCUCCAACCUACAGUAA